Molecule: messenger RNA, 5121 nt
Organism: Tympanuchus pallidicinctus (lesser prairie-chicken)
Lineage: Eukaryota; Metazoa; Chordata; Aves; Galliformes; Phasianidae
Product: granulocyte-macrophage colony-stimulating factor receptor subunit alpha-like
Exons: 22
Coding region: 2227-4593 (788 amino acids)
Biological process (GO): immunoglobulin mediated immune response; cytokine-mediated signaling pathway
Cellular component (GO): membrane; external side of plasma membrane
Molecular function (GO): cytokine receptor activity; protein binding
Source: RefSeq, a predicted model, not a curated record
UACUGUCCUUGUGGGUUGUUUGGCUUGUUCUCCUACAAUACAUUCUAGUUAAAAAAAAAAAAAAAAAAAAAAAAAGAGUGUUCGCACCCCAAAACCUCAAAACCCCUACUUCCUCAAUGUGUUGCUUAGAUGCAUCAUCUCAGAAAGUACCAAAGAGUGCUGCUCUUCUACUAUUUGCUAUAAGCCUGGGAGCUCUUCAGAGUGGGAACAUAAGGCUCAAGUAACCAUGAAGUAGUGUUGCACUGGAGAGAAGGAACCCAGCGCUGCAUGGAUCAGUUUCUCUUUGUUCACUCAUUCUAACACAUUAAUUGGGAGGACUCUAAAUCUGGAAGUUGACAGCACUUCCCAGAACCAAAUUUAGGCACACAGAAAAUGCAAUUGUCCAGCAUCCCACCGCAUCUGCACCAGCGUGAUGAGCAGCUGAGUCACAUACAGGCACUGCAUAGCCAUCCAGCCACAGCCAUAUAUGGGCUUGUGCUCCGACUGCUUCUCCCAGGAAAUGUCUGUAGGCGUGUGGAAAUACAGCCCCCUCAGAGCAUCAGCUGACCUUAAACACCAUCCUUAAAGUGGUGCAGGAUCAACAAAUGCAACUUUGGUGGAAUUGAUUCCAGCCUUCUUCCUUUCCACCUAUCUCUGGGCUCACCUCAGCACCUUUCCUUCUCUUCUGCAGUGUGAGGUGCCAGAGUGGGAGCAGAGCUCCUGCUUUGGAGAUAUCAGCUGCAGGAAUGGGGUGGGAGACUGCUUAACAAUCUGGGAACUAUGCUACUGGAAGAGGGAGACAAAAGAUCUCUCUCAAAAAGAAAGGAGAGAGAGAGGCAGAUGCACAGAAACUGUCUUCCUUCAAUUUUCUAAACUCCAUUAGAUUCUCUCUGGCAUUUGUUAUGGCUCUAAUUUUAUCGCUUUCCAUUCUCCUUAAAAUAUCACCCUAGGGCCACCAGCCCCUGCCACAGCGAGACUGCAUAGUGGCCAAGCUCCAGCUCAAUACAGCCCUGCCCAACCCUGACAUGGCCCCUGCUCAGCUGGGCCCACCAUUGUGAGCGCCCCCACAUCCCCAGCUGCCUGCUCCUGGUAGUGCUCUUGGAUGACACCUGGCCUUGAGGGCCUGUCCUCAAGCACCAGGGGCAGCAUGCUUGGCCCAUGGAAGGAUAUGCUUUUUAUUGAGUCACGCUUUGUACAACUAAUAACUAUUUACAGACAGAGAUAAAUAUCUCUGAGAGGAAAUGUUUUUACAUAUUUAUUGGAUUCCGAAGUAUUACCGGAUUCUAUACAACAAAAAAGAAAAUUUAACAGCUAACUACUUGUUCAUAUUGCAUGAAAUGUGGGUUUUAAAAUUGCUAAGACUCUUGAUUUUGUAACAAUCAGAAGGGAAGUGAUGAGCAUCACAUCUUGCAACACUUCCGAUAAUAUGAGUGUUCCCUAAAAUGUAGAAGACAAGGAGGCAGCCCUAUUUGUAGCUGUAUAACCAUUGCAAUUGCGAGUCUUUCCAUUUUCUCUGAGCCUCAAGACUAUGAUACAAAGAUAAAUGAGACAAAGAAGUUUUCAAAUACAAGGUAUGUCUAUCUUUGUCUUUCUGUUUUGUUUAUGGGAGCAUUUGGUAAUGUUCUGAGAUAGAUACAGGAAGCCAUGGGCUGGAGGGCCGAUGAUCCAGGCAUAAUCUCAGAAGCUGGCAGAGAAAUACAUGGAGCUGAGUUGAAUAAAGAUUUUUGCAAGCAAGAUAUCUACUGCCUGCCAAGAAAGUUCUUUAGCCACAUUUUUUUAUUUUCUUUCUGGUUUUGGCAUUGUAUUUGUAAUAAACUUAGAUGCUGCUCCUAGAUCUACUUUUAUGCAUGUAUACUAAAAAAUACACUUGGAAGUAUACUAGCUGAGCUAACCAAAUUUAACAUACUGAUCACUGAGUAUCUAGAGCUAAUCGAUUUUGCUGUGACAAAUUCUGAUAUUUUCUAUUUGCAGCUGUUUACCCACAUGCUUGAGGUCUACUCAUCCUGAUAGAUAAUCUUUAGACCUUAAGAUGGCAGUCAUCAGCGAAUGUAUGUAGAAUUUCUAGAGCUGUUCCCAAAUCAAUAGCUUUACAAAUCAUCACACAAAUUAUUUCGCUGCAGUGAAAAACAACUUUGUUGAUCUUGUUACUAUCCAUUUUAAAGAUUCCCUGGCUGCUUGAAACAUCCAUAUAAUCUUUUCUUGCACAAGAACUGAGAUGGGCAGACAGUUUGGAAGCAGGAAGAAAAGAUGCUUGCUUGUCUUGGACUCAUCUUCAUGACACAGUGGAUGCUGCUGGUUGCCCAGAUGUAUGAUGAUUGGCAGUGUACAAAUUGGGAGAUGUCAGAUUCACCCAUCCAAAAUUUGAUGCUGAAUUGGUGGAAAACAGAACUGAGUUGGAUCAGCACCAUGAAUUUCACUAAGUACAACUGUUCUAUGUCAGUAUAUAAUAAUGUGGUCGAAAUACAGGAAAAGAAUACAAAUUGCAUCUUUGGAAGAAAUCUAGCAUAUCCUCUGCACAACGGGGCAAAUUUUUCGGUUAAAGCAGAGAGCACUAACAGUACAUACUCAGUCACAUGCAAGUAUAUUCCUCAAGGCAUUAAUGGGUCAGCCAUUAAGAACUUCUCCUGUGUGAUUUAUGACAUUUCCCUCAUGAACUGCACUUGGCAGGCAGGCAGGAAUGCUCCAGGAGAUACUCAAUAUUUUCUCUACUGGCAGAACUCGAGAGAUGAUGACGUAAUGGAAUGUGAGCUUUACAUUGAAGACGAAAAUGGCAGACAUGUGGGAUGUAGAUUCAAAAACGUGAAGAUAGAGAAAUCCUAUUUUUUGGUGAAUGGGUCUAGCAAAAACUCCCUGAUCCAGUUCUACGACACAAAUAUUGACCUAUAUACAAUUGAAAAACUCAUGCCUCCAUCAAAUGUCACUGUCAGUUGUGACGAAAAUUCACAUUCUUGCACUAUUCGAUGGCAACAACCCCAAAUAAAUCACUCUAAAAAAGACAGAUGUUUUAAAUAUGAAGUUGAAAUAACAUCCAAGGGUAACUCUGCAGAGUGGACCAAUCAAAGUUAUACAAAAGAAAUUAUUACAAGCCACAUAGUUCAAAAUCCCAACAUGAGAAAGAAGAACCUGGUGAAAAUAAGAGCAGCUGGCCAUACGUGUAGAGUGAGCAAAGACUGGGGGGAGUGGAGCGCAGCUGUUGAGUUUGGAAAUGAAGAAAUUUCUUCUUCAGUAUGGAUUUUACCCGUAGUGGCAGUUGCAACACUCUCAAUAGCUAUCUUUACAAUUUUCUUCUGCAAAAGGACUGGUUAUUGGAAAGCAGUAUUUCCACAAGUUCCAAAGCCAAAAAAUCCAUUUCAUGGACAGCUUGAUAUAAAUCCACAGGCUUCAUUGUAUCUUUACAGAGAAGAAAAGAUGUUUCGCGCUCUUGGACUCACAUGCAUGAUUUGUUGGUGCAUGAUGCUAUUUUGUCCUUUGCAUGCUGACCUUCAGUGUAUGGGGUCAGGGACACAAGAAUUGCCUAUCUCAAACUUGACAUUGAACCAGAGAAGAAUGGAGCUGUCCUGGCAAAGCAGCAAGAACUUCUCCAGUUACAAGUGUACCAUGGCUGCAAACUUCAAACUCAGAGAAAUGAAGGUGAAGAACAAAUCAUGCAGGUUUGAAGUAGAAGAUAGCGUGCCUCUGUACAGAGGAGCAGCCUUCACCAUUACAGUACCAAAGACAAACAUCUCAAAAAUUUGUCCAUUUUUCCCUGAAGGCAUUAAUGGGUCAGCCAUUGAGAACUUCUCCUGUGUGAUUUAUGACAUUUCCCUCAUGAACUGCACUUGGCAGGCAGGCAGGAAUGCUCCAGGAGAUACUCAAUAUUUUCUCUACUGGCAGAACUCGAGAGAUGAUGACCAGACAGAAUGUGAACUUUACAUUAAAGAUGAAAAUGACAGAAACGUGGGAUGUAAAUUCCAAAAUGUGACAAUUAAAGAUAAAACUACUUAUUUCCUGGUAAAUGGAUCCCACAAAGCCUUCCUGAUCCAGUUUUAUGAUAAUUAUACAAAACUAUACACAAUUGAAAGACUCCCUCCUCCACUGAACGUCACUGCCAACUGUACUAGCAAUCCAGGAGGUUGCAUAAUUACAUGGCAACAACCCCUUCUAAGUCAUGUGGAAAACACAGACUGUUUUGAGUAUGAAAUAAACAUACAAACUAAGUACAAGAUCCCAGAAGAGAAAAAGGAUCCUCCCGUAAUCGUAACUGAAAACAAAUACGAAUUCAAAAGUUACAACGCAGAGAAAAAAAGCAUUCUGAAAAUCAGAGCACGUGGAAAAAGAAGAUGUUCUGUAAACAGAAAGUGGGGGGAAUGGAGUAACCCUGUAGAGUUCGGUGAAGAGAAAGAUUAUUUUAUUUAUGUGAUUUUAGUUCUGAUAGCACUCGGAACAAUCCUAUUGACGCUGCUCCAUUACUGCCUUUGCAAGAGGUAUUGCAGUUCAAAAAGAAUAUUUCCUCCUAUCCCACAACCAAGAGGCAAAUUUGAUAUACCAGCUGAGGAAGAUAUCCAGACAGAGAAUGCACUUCUAUCUCAAAUAAGUUGUACUGAGGAAAUAACUGUGAUUGAGGAGAUGACCUAAUCUUCCAGAAAGAAAACAGAUUUGGAUGCAACACAAAAAUUACACAACCUCCUAAUAAUUUCCAAUUAUUUACGGUGUUCUUCACAGCAUGGACUAGAAAUGAGUAUCACCUAUUGAAACCAUUUCCCCACACUAAAAACAAAACAAAACCCACAAAAAUGUUUCUUUUCCCUUUGUUCAGAAGCAAUGCCUGGCAACCAAGCUCCUCCAAAAACACGUGCUAUGAUUUGCUUAAAAGUUGCUGAGGUUCUCUUCACCAUCUAAGACAAAGCCUUUCAUCAACAACAUAGCAGAAAUGUGGUAUAAUUUCUUCCGUUCAUUGCUGGAGCAAUUAUUUCCUGAAUUAAGAGUAGUGCUAUAGGAAAUCAAAAUGCUAUUUCCCCAACUUAACAUUUUAUAUAUAUACUCCCAAGAAUUUUCUGGAGCAGAAAGUAGCUAAAAGUUGCCCUUCUACCUUGUAACUCUGAUACCAAACUCUUAAAAUAUUCAGUGAACCUUAUGGCAAAUAAAUAAAUAAAUAAAUAAAAU